UUGUACUUCCUGAUCCUGUUUUUGUUUCGGUGAAAGUUACUGUGUUGAGUGUGGAGUGUCAAGUGUCAAGAGUGUUGGUUUGAACUGUGACUUUGAUGCAUUUUAGUUCAUGCUGUGAUCUUAAACAAACAAAUGAAUGAAGCGGGGCAAGGCCUCCACCAAAAUGACCACCGUAGUUCAUUCUGGAUGGAUGACGAAGUCGCCGCCUGAAGGGAAACUGCACACCCCGUUCAAGAUAUUUCGCUCGCAAUGGAAGAAGCGGUUCUUUGUGUUAAGCAAGCCGUCCGGGAGCCUCCCCGACCAGUACGAGCUGCACUACUUUAAGGACGACCGUUGCAGCAACAAGAAGGGCUCCAUCGACCUGGAGCAGUGCGACCAGAUCAUCUCUUCCCUAGACUCGGACCAGUUCCCAAAUCUGCUCUCCAUCAAGACAGUCUACCGGCAUAAGUGGCGGACCUACUACCUGGCCGCGGACAGCCAACAGGAAAUGUCCUCGUGGGUGGAGUGGCUGUGCCACGUCUGUGGCCUCAAGCAGGAGGAGCAGCCCACAGAUAUCCCUGAGGCUAAACCUCCUACUUCAGCCAAUGGAGGGACGAUCUCCGGAUCUGCUGGGGCUCCCCGACCCGUCAGCCCACACAGUGGCUUGGGUAUAGGCGCCCCUGUGACCACGUCCCCGCCCAGCCACAAUAUGUACCCGUUGGGCUCUGUGGGUGCUACGUCCUCAUCGCAUUCUUUUGCCUCGGAGUCGAGGGAUCAUGGGGGAUCACGAUCACCUUCCCCACCGUCCUACAUCAUGCUCGAAGAGUGCAAGACAGGCCAGCCACAUACUUCGGAGGACGUCCCUAACUACGUUGCUCCGCCCCCACCUGUCAAAGCAGCACCCAACGUGGCGGAUGAGGAGCAUGAUGAUGUAUUCUUGAAACAACAUGUCCCGGCACCAAGGGAAGUUCCUUCGCGUGGUUCUGCCUCAUUUAACGUUUAUCAAGUCCCUCCCGCUCGGAACGGUGGCGGUAGGUUCCCAGCUGAUGACGAUGAUUCCCACCGGACUUCGUAUGAUGUCCCACCACCUCGUCGCGAUGUCAGUCCGAGGAUGAACAAUGUAGGUGGUGGUUGGACGGACUCUGUGGUUUCAUCCAGCAGUGGACGACCAAACACCCCGGACAGCUACGACUACCCUCCGCCUCGCCUGGACUCAACGACCUCAUCCGAAGGAGGUGACCUCCCACCGGAGAGACCUCCUAGAAUGACCCACCACGUCCCAUCGCCUUACCAGAACCUUCCUUCAGAUUUGAAUACCGUCAUUGCUCCACCACGCACCCACCAGACCACCAUGUCUAUUGGCUAUGAUAUCCCACGGUCCUCGUUGGCUGGAAGAGGCGUGGUUCCGCCUCCUAGACCGUGUCAGACCUCCACACCCUCGCCUGCAUCAUCAUCAACUUUGUCCACAAUCACACCUCCCCCGCCUAAACCUCAUCGCCCUAGCACUUCAGCCAUUCACGCAUAUUUGAACGCGCCGACAAAGCGGCCCUCGUCCGGAGAACUUAAAAGCGGAGGAAGCGACACAGACACAUCGUCGGACAGAGGAGGGGCUGGCGGUGGUAGCGACCAGGUAGAUGCCAGUGACCGCUUCACUCCACCGGCCAUCCCCCCUCCCCGCCACGGCUCUGGGACGGAUGCUCUAGACGGCCCGUCUGUCAGUCCCCACUCCGCCCUCUACCAGACCCCGCCCCCCUCCUCCUCCUCAGCUUCCUCCUCCUCCUCAGGUGCCCCCGCGAGGCCCCCUGCCCGUGCUCCACCACAGGUGCCCUCAGUCAGUUCUAUAUCCAGCGACAACAGCACCUCUCAAGUUCAGGACGAGGGUUGCAGUAUCUUCAGCACGCAAAGAACUCGCAGCUUCAAGAGACAACACAAUGUAAACAACAAUAUCCCACAGAAUGCCAGGUCAAGGACGUUACCCAUCUCAGUUCCAGUACCGGCCCCACGCCCUAUUCUCAACUCCAGACCAAGAGAGUCAGUGUCAGAUGAUGAAGAGGAAGCAACACAUCACCCAAUCAGCUUGCUCCACUCGAUGCCUGUGCCCGCUGAGCCGGAUGGAGAGCUCAAGUACAUCGACAUCGACCUGGCCGUGCCGCACUCUGGUCAGGACACCCCCAGAGCCUCCCAGGGCCACCGACACAGCCAUGCCCACACCAACGUGCACAGCCACACGGAGCGGGCCAAAGAGUCGGCUACCGAGUACCGGGAAAUUGACUUUCUCAAGACGCAGGCUCUUAGCGAGGCCAAGAAGGUCAAGGAGAAAGAGCGGCAGAAUGACGACCACAAUGGAUAAAAAAAUCAUGGCAGAAGUAAUCUUGUUUUGUUCCACGUUGCUGCUGUGGUACUGAACCCGAAGUCGCUCUCUCCCGGCCCCUUAAUGAAAACGUUACAUUUGUAACUACGCCUUUCUUCUCCUUCACCUACCUCCUCUUUCAUUUUGUCCACAUCCUGCUGUCUCAUCCUUUACCCUCCUUUUCUCCUUCUGCUUUUAUAUUUUUUAAAUUUCUCGCUGCUUUAAAAAAUUUUUUAUUUUAUUAUAUUUUUUUACCUAUUUUUCUCCUCCUUCUACUACUGCUACUACCUCUGCCUCCUUUUUUUCUUCUCCUACGACUACUCUCUACUCUUCCUCCCGACAUUCCUCGAAGCUCCGGAAUGUCGUCCAUUGUCUUCUACAAAAUGCUUUGUUGCACUCUUUGACUUGGGGCCUGUGAUUGAGUUGCUUCCCCCCUGCCUACUUUGACUACCACGGAGGUCGGAAUAUUCUCCCACCCCCCCAUCCCCCCUGAGAUUUCAGACCCCACUGGAGUUUACUUAAGCCAAUAAUCGUAAUGACCUAAACAUCCUCCUGUGUGAGUUCGGCUACAGGUUGCUGAGUUCUCUCGUCGAGUAGUCUGGUCAUAGACUCAUCAUCAGAGCAACAGUCAGUGCAUGAGGAGUUGGUUCCAUCAAAAGUGAGCGAAAGACUCAAAAAGCUUUAAGGGGAGGUUGGAACAAUUUUUUAACCCCUCCUCACUGCCUACUCGAGACUUUUGGGCUUUGUGGCCGAAUUAUGGAAUAGGCUAGCCGUGAAGGAGUUUACGGGAUCUUUACGUUCCUUUGAAUGUGAAAGAAAGAUUCACUCAACAUCUCUUGAGAACCGGAAAGGGCAAGGACAACAUGAUCCAAGAGAAGAGGAAACCUAAUAGAUGAACUAAGAGGAGGAAGUGUUUCAGGAAAAAGGAGACCUGACAGCAAAGCAUUUUGUGCCGGAGAUAAACGACUGUGGCUUCUUGUUUUCUAAGCUGGAGAGAGCAGCACAGUGUUGCGUGGGAUAACAUAUUUUAAAAAUCAGCAACCAGACAACAACAGAUUUCACAUAUGGAAUCAGUAUCACGUUUCAAGAAUAGAGCUAUGCUGGUUUUUGGGGGUGUCUUUUAAUUAAUAUUUGUUUUUCAUGUUUAUGUCUUUAUUUUAGUCCCCAAGUCAUCUCAAGUCUGUUAACCAGCAUCUGUGGUAUAUCAGUCAGGCUCUUUGCUGUCAUGUGCAGAAGACUUGAUUCCCACAAGUGGAGGAUUUUUAUAGAGUAUAAUCUCUGUCUGUCGGAGGGGAUAUUGUAUCCCUCUUCAGUGCGGCUUGGCCCUGACAGGCAGGGUCAGAGCAAGCCGCCUCCUAAAUGAUGUCAAUCCUGUCAAUGAGGGCGUAAAAUUUAUACAAUUAUUUUUUCAAGUAUGUUUUGUUUUGCUUUUAUGGUUACACUGCUUGUUUUUGAUAAUUGUGUCAUAGUUCAUCUGAUGUAGUCUGGUAUUUGCAUCAAAUGUAUGCAUUUAUAAACACACACACACACGUGCGCAUUAGUAAGUAGUCAUCUUUACAUGCUUGUUCUGUUCAUGUAUGGUUGGUAACCUUUUUUUUUCUCGACAACCUGUUUCAUCACUCCACCAUAAAGUAGAUUGUCAAUGUCGGACAAUAAAAUAAUAGAUAAUUUUAGAUCAUAACCUCAAACUUUGAUUGAUCUCGUGGGGGGAAAGGGGAAAUUUGGUUUGCAGUGGUGUAAUAUAUUAUACAGAUACAUGAUGCAUAAAUACUUAAAUAUGUUCAAUAAAUACAUAGGGAUAUAGAUACAUAUGUACUGAAACGUACCGAUACUAUUGCUGGUUGCCACUGCAGUGCCCCGUCCAACCUGCCCACGGAGAAAAGUUUACAUCUUAGACAGGUGGUCCUCAUGGACAAUAUCAUUAUAAUGUCGAAAAAAAUACGAGGUGGAAAGUGGUUGUUUAUAUAGGUGAUUGUCUUGCACAGGUAGCUGUUGAAGUAGGUUCGACUGUGAUUUUUAAAAAAAUGCUUGUUUAACUUUCUGUUGCAUUUCCCAAAAUACAAAUAGUUAUCCUG
This is a messenger RNA of Aplysia californica (California sea hare), 4404 nucleotides long. Its product is annotated as GRB2-associated-binding protein 1. The record is from RefSeq and is a predicted model, not a curated record. The transcript has 8 exons. Lineage: Eukaryota; Metazoa; Mollusca; Gastropoda; Aplysiida; Aplysiidae. The coding region runs from base 137 to 2329 and encodes 730 amino acids.